Molecule: messenger RNA, 685 nt
Organism: Culicoides brevitarsis
Lineage: Eukaryota; Metazoa; Arthropoda; Insecta; Diptera; Ceratopogonidae
Gene: Mpc1
Product: mitochondrial pyruvate carrier 1
Exons: 3
Coding region: 143-481 (112 amino acids)
Biological process (GO): pyruvate import into mitochondria
Cellular component (GO): mitochondrial inner membrane
Source: RefSeq, a predicted model, not a curated record
GCGCCACAGAACUUCAGAAACGUCAUUAACUCGUAGUAGGUAAACAUUUCGACGUACGAACAACACGAAAUUCUCUCAUUUUCCUGCAAUUUCAUUUCUCCAACACUUCGAUAAAACAACAAAAAGACAAGCAUCAAGAACUAUGGCAGCAAUUGGACGUAAAUUGGUUGACAGCUUGAAGAGCAAGGAAUUUCGCGAUUAUUUGUGCAGCACACAUUUUUGGGGACCCGUCGCUAAUUGGGGAAUUCCCAUUGCCGCCCUUUCCGACAUCAACAAAGACCCCAAAAUCAUCAGUGGCACAAUGACAACCGCCCUUUGCUUGUAUUCGCUCGUCUUCAUGCGAUUCGCCUACAAAGUCCAACCCCGAAACUGGCUCCUGUUUGCGUGUCACGUCACAAAUUUCACCGCGCAAUGCAUACAGAACGGCAGAUUCAUCCAAUAUCACUAUUUGGGUGGCAAGGAAAAAGCAGGACAUCUCUAAAGUUACCUAAAAAAACGAUCCAAAUGAAUUUUCUCAAUUAAAAAGAAAUUAAUUUCAUAUAUUUUUGUUACGAAAUUGCAGUGAAUUUCAAUAUAUCGAUCCCCUUUAGUGUUAAAAAAUUUUUUUGUUAUUAAUUUAAAUAGAUUUUUUGUUGAGUUAUUGAACAAAUACAAAUUAUUAUGAUAGAUGAUAAAAAAAAAUUGA